Messenger RNA from Drosophila rhopaloa, 3727 nucleotides. RefSeq names its product ATP-dependent RNA helicase SUV3 homolog, mitochondrial (gene Suv3). The record is from RefSeq and is a predicted model, not a curated record. Gene Ontology annotation, molecular function: ATP binding; RNA helicase activity; hydrolase activity, acting on acid anhydrides. Lineage: Eukaryota; Metazoa; Arthropoda; Insecta; Diptera; Drosophilidae. The transcript has 7 exons. The coding region runs from base 25 to 2436 and encodes 803 amino acids. Gene Ontology annotation, biological process: RNA catabolic process; mitochondrial RNA 3'-end processing. Gene Ontology annotation, cellular component: mitochondrial degradosome.
UCUGGCAACGACGUUCCAUGACUAAUGACGUCAGGGGAACCGCAAGCAGAGAGCACGAGCACUCACCACCUCCAAAUCAGCUGUGCCUCAGCUGCACAGCCCGCUUUGUUAUAUCAGAGCCAACAACACUGGAGAAACAUGCAAAACUGUAGGCGCUGCAUCCGCCUGCUGGGCGCAGUGCGGCAGCCUCACACACACAGCCUGCGUCCGUGCCUUUCGAUUGCUUCGGACUUUCGACGAAUGCACCGGUCGGCCCUUCAGUUUUCCCGGAAAAGGCCGGAGACGAAUGUGUCCGCGUUGUUUAAGCCGGUGCAGGUGCAGGCCAACGUUGACUCCGAGGACGUGGGCUCCGAGCUGGUGGGCAAACUGGAAAAGGCCGAGCUGCUAAAAAUCCUUAACAAGUUCACCCAACGCCGGGAAAUCAAAUCUCUUUGCAGUGAAAACGGGCUGGACGCCUACUUACAGCAACAGGCCUUCGGCUCUUUCCGAAGAUACUGCAUCGAAGCCGAGAACCUUCCUGUCGACCUGCACAUAACCUUCAGUGACAUUACGCAGGGAGCGGGCCACAUUGAUGACAUCUUCCCCUACUUCCUGCGCCACGCAAAAACCGUGUUUCCUCACCUGGACUGCAUGGACGACCUGAAGAAAAUAUCCGACCUGCGGCAGCCCGCCAACUGGUACAGCAACGCUCGCGCCAUCACCAGGAAAAUCGUGUUCCACGCGGGACCCACGAACUCUGGAAAGACCUACCACGCUAUGGAGAGGUACCUCAGUGCAAAGACUGGUGUUUACUGCGGCCCCCUGAAGCUCCUGGCCACGGAAGUGUACAAUAAGUCCAAUGAGCGCGGGACACCAUGCGAUCUAGUGACCGGCGAGGAGCGCAAGUUUGGCAUCAGCGAAAGCUCGCCAGCCAACCAUGUCGCGUGCACUGUGGAAAUGACAUCGGUCAACACUCCAUAUGAGGUGGCUGUAAUCGAUGAAAUACAGCAGAUCCGCGACCACCAGCGCGGUUGGGCCUGGACUCGUGCAUUCCUGGGGCUGAUCGCGGAUGAGGUGCAUGUUUGUGGCGAGCCAGGAGCCUUGGAUCUCUUGCAGAAGAUUUGCGAGACCACAGGUGAAACAGUUGAAGUGCGCCGCUACGACCGUCUUACGGAGCUUACCGUCGAAAGCACAGCCCUAGGCUCAUUGGACAACGUCGUGCCUGGCGAUUGCAUCGUUUGCUUCAGCAAACAUGAUAUAUACACGGUUUCACGAGAAAUCGAGGCACGAGGCAAAGAGGUAGCCGUAAUAUAUGGGGGACUGCCUCCUGGUACCAAGCUCGCCCAAGCCGCCAAGUUCAAUGAUCCCGCCAAUAGCUGCAAGGUAAUGGUGGCGACGGACGCCAUCGGGAUGGGCUUGAAUCUGAGCAUUCGUCGAAUCAUAUUCUAUUCCUUGAUCAAGCCGUCUAUGAAUGAGAAAGGAGAGCGUGAGAUCAAUACAAUUUCAGUUUCGUCUGCCCUUCAGAUAGCGGGAAGAGCGGGUCGCUUUCGCACACAGUGGGAGCACGGCUUUGUAACUGCCUUCAAGUCCGAGGACCUGCAGAUCCUGCAGCGCAUAUUGGCCCAGACACCUGAGCCGUUGAAGCAGGCGGGCCUGCAUCCCACUGCCGAUCAGAUUGAGCUCUACGCCUACCACCUGCCAAACUCGUCCUUGAGCAACCUAAUGGACAUCUUUGUGAACCUGUGCACCGUCGACGAUUCCCUGUACUUUAUGUGCAACAUUGAAGACUUCAAGUUCUUGGCCGAGAUGAUACAACAUGUACCGCUCCCUCUGCGAGCCCGUUACGUCUUCUGUUGCGCCCCAAUCAAUCGCAAAAUGCCCUUUGUUUGCUCAAUGUUCCUAAAGGUAGCACGGCAAUAUAGCCGAAACGAGCCCAUUACCUCUGAGUUCAUCAAAAAGAACUGCGGCUGGCCGUUCAAGCUGCCGAAGACCAUAUUGGACUUGGUCCAUCUGGAAGCCGUCUUUGAUGUAAUGGACCUCUAUCUCUGGCUGAGCUAUCGGUUCAUGGAUCUUUUCCCCGAGGCAGCAAACGUUCGAGAGGCCCAGAAGGAACUGGACGAGAUCAUUCAGCAGGGCGUCUUCCAAAUCACUCGCUUGCUUAAGAACACUGAGGCCAGCCAAGACGGAGAGAUUUCAAGCUACGCAAUGCGCCGGGUGACCCACGUCAAAGAGCCUCGUCUUCCCAGCGCCUCGCGAGGACGUCUUACUGAAAGAUUGCUUGCGCAGGGACUGCUGACACCGGGUAUGCUUAGUGAGCUACGCAAGGAAUGGGACGCCCAGCAAGUCGGCAACACAAGCCCAGCCCCAACGGAAAGCCAGGAAUUAGCUGUGGAUAGUGACGACGAGGACAAUUACUCAGGAAGCGGCCGAAAGAUACGGAAAAAACGUAGAAAAUGAACGAGCCGAGGAGUUAGCUGGUAAAAUAAGAAAUAACUAUGUAUAUUACUGGUUUUUUUGUAUAAUAUCGUUUUAUUUUAAAUGGCAAUUAAGUAAUAUUAAAAUUAUUCUUUUGAUAAUCAACAAUGACAAUUUAAUUGUUUAAAUUGAAGAGUAGAAAUAUGUAAUCUGUUUCAGAAAAAAUAAUCACCUUUAUUUGCUUUCAAUUUAUGGAGGGAGAUUCUACUCAGAUUCUGUAAUACUUGACCAUAAUUUGUGGCGAGGCUAACCGCUGUUGUACUCUGUUAAAUUUGGAAAUGUGUAAUACUGAGAUUUACGAUUUCGAUUAGCUGAUUAGUCACUCGGCUGUUUAGCUUGCCUUCCAAAAUGAAGUUUUAGAUUUAGCUUAUAUAUCGCAUUUGUUGUAACAACGAACACACAUUCACUUGAAUUGCGGUUAUAAAAUAUUCGACACCCAAAACAUACAGAUUUUUAAAAGAUAUAAAUACAUUGCAAAAUACAUUCAUAUGGUUGUACAUACAAAUUAAUAUUAAGUUUCUUGCAUGCGCAGGGCAAUAGCUUAAUAGUUCUUGUUUUUUAUGUUUCGAUUUAACUUGAGUUUAAAAAUAAAUUAGUUUAGAUAUUUGUUAAAGCUUUCAAAUUUCUUUUUAUAAGUUAAACUUAUGUAAUUUAUGCCGUUCCAUUCAGAAACAAAAUUUUCUCUUUUGAGAGAGCUUUAAACAUUCCCACCACACCGACCAUGUCGUCGGGUCAUCUAUCAUCUGAGGACCCUUAGUACCUCGCUCAUUGUAGAGCCCAUUUUACCGAUUCCUUUAUCGAAAUAAAGCUCUACUAAAAUCGCUCGUCUGCACUACUCCAAAUUGCAUGCAUAUUUAGUCGCAGUUUUUCUUAUAUUUUUAUCAACUUUGGUUUGCCAACUUAUCUUCGGAUGUUGAAGAUUCCUUUGUGCGUUUGAAUUCUAAGGUACCGAUACUUUCUUCAUCUUUUUCUGAAUAUCAAAACUGGAACAUGCCUGGCUCUUGAUCAAAAUACCAAGAGUUAGUUGUGUCAAGGUAUGUAUAAUGUAUGCAUGACUGUACGUAUUGACUACAAAUGUUCCUAUUUAAUUUCUGUUUUCAUAUUUUUGUAUUAAAAAAGUGCUAGUCUUAACAGACUUUGGGCAGCCUAUGCCGGGCUUAAUAUUUAAAUAUAAGAUGCAGAAAGGUUUAAUUACAAAAAUUCGUCACUCGACCGUAAAUUAGUACAGAUGCACAAAUGUACACAAUAUCUUCAAUAUGUACUUUUUUCCGCC